AUGAUUACCUUACAGCUGAAUAUUCAAGUCAAGUGGAACUCUGCGAACAACAAAUACGUGUGUUCACUGCUCGAAGCACUCGGACAUGCGCUGCGGACAUCAUCCGCCCUUCGUUCCUCCUUUGCCGCCUUGUUCAUUCAGGACGCACAAAGAUCCGUCACUAAGGAAGAACAAGCGCAGCACAACACUACCCUCGAUAGUUUUCUGGACUCGAAAGUCUUUACCCUUGUGGAGAAUGCGGAGGUCACCGAUUAUUCUCGCUUGAUGCUGCCCGACACGCCAACCUCGCCUUACAGGAUCGAGCUUGCGCCGCACCUCUUGCCCGCUUUGACAGAGAAGCAACACCCGGACCUCAUCUUCCUGUUCCUCGUAUGCAUGGUGCACGAACUAGCACACGGAUACACCUUCUACGUUCGUACCCACGUACGCGUCAGUCUUGGAGGCUCGUCCCAUACCCUCAGCGCUUGUGCAGUUGGCGAUCGAAACCGUGACAAUGAUCCUACAAGCCCCGUUCCGGGAGGAGAGUCUGGAUAUGUCGUGGAAGAUCGGUGGAUUCAGGGCACCUUGAAGUGUUUAGUGGAUAGCAGCUGCGGGUGGAACUGGGAUUGGGAGGCUCAGUGGGAUCAGUUCAAGGGAUUCCAGGUCAUGGAUGAGACCAUGAACAUGGGCAAAAACGAGAAGGAAAAGUUUGCCCGCGCGCUAGACAGCAAGGAGGUGAACCGGUUUGUCUCAAGUCUAUUGGCGAAGAAAGAUCCCGGAGCGCUUCGCCUGGGACCAUUGCUACCACAUGACGACAAGUAUAUUCGCUGCCGGAGCCCUAACUCGACUCACUCGAACACCAACACUCCCAGAAGUCCUAACACCGUUCUCGAAGGGACCACACUGGUGGAUGCGGUCAACUGCCGGAUAACACGUCAUGAGCAGAAUGGCGGAAGGGGAGCAUGAGAGGAUGUACUCGACGAGGUGCAGGUCGGAGACUAGCGAGGGUGACGAGGGGGAGAUAUGGAGAACGGUAGGAGGGCUUGGCCCUUCCACUCCGUAGUCCACCUCUCAUCGGUAUAUCUUGGUUGCUGAACUCUGCUUAUGAUCUACGAAAUCUACAACGUACAGCCGCCCACGAAUAUCAUAGACGACCAUGUAUGCGAUGCCCAAUACACGACAUUGUUUGUUUCAUGUUACCUGAUGUAAUAACGUACAGUCUACCACGGAUAUUGUAGAUGACCAUGUAUGCCCAUUGAUGCCC
Messenger RNA from Stereum hirsutum FP-91666 SS1, 1243 nucleotides. RefSeq lists its product as uncharacterized. The coding region runs from base 1 to 945 and encodes 314 amino acids. The record is from RefSeq and is a predicted model, not a curated record. Lineage: Eukaryota; Fungi; Basidiomycota; Agaricomycetes; Russulales; Stereaceae. The transcript has 3 exons.